This is a messenger RNA of Saprolegnia parasitica CBS 223.65, 645 nucleotides long. RefSeq lists its product as hypothetical. The transcript has a single exon. The record is from RefSeq and is a predicted model, not a curated record. Lineage: Eukaryota; Oomycota; Saprolegniomycetes; Saprolegniales; Saprolegniaceae. The coding region runs from base 1 to 645 and encodes 214 amino acids.
AUGACGACGCCACCUCCGCCGCCACCGCUGCCGCUUGUCUCGCCCAACAACUCGUCCCACACAAUGUUCCGGGUCAUCCAUCCGAUCAUCGUCGCGUCGGGCUUCAUGGACUGGUACGCGGCCUACGUGGCGGCGUCGCUGCCCAUGGCCCACAAGGACGAACACAUGGUCGCCAAGCUCCUCGAAGGGUGGUCCGCCAUCACGUGGGGCCUCGGUGGCAUGGUGCAGUACGAACGCGAGCUCCCGCGCUUCCUCGCGUCCAAGGCCGUCGCGCCCUCCAGCGUUCUCAACGUCAUCGCCAAGCCCAACCCGGCCAAGAUCUUCCAAACAAGUACGCGCAUCUACACGGCGUCGUUCGCAGGUCUCGUCGGCCUCACGGGGCACCACUGCUACUACGCCGGGAACGCCAUGGCCGUCAACCGCCCCGACCGCGCGACGGCGCAUGUCGCGGCCGCCGCCAACACGAUGAGCUACGCGUUCUUGUGGCAGUCGAUUUUUCUGCAAAAGAGCCGCGUGCUCACGCCCGUGCACCUCUCGGCGAUUGCCGUCAUGGCGUACAUCUGGCUCAGCGACAGCGAGCGCCCGAUCAAGUUUACGACCGACUAUGCGCCUUUUGCGACAGCAGAGUCUAGCAGUGUCCAGUAA